CUUACUAAAUUAGUCUUUUUUUCUCAGCCCAGUUUUUCCUGAACACCGACGCAAGCGGCUUUUCUUCAGAUUCUGGAGCACAGAGCCGACCUUCAGUCACUCACCUCCCGCAGACAUGCCCGGGUCAUUAUAUGAAACCUCCAAUCUGGAGCGAGGCGGCAACAACAGGAAGAAGAAGAUAGAGGAAUUCUCUAGGUCUUCUCGGGAGAAACUUGUACAGUCGAAGAACAAGAUGUUUUCCAAAUUUACCUCCAUUCUCCAGCACGCGGUGGAAGCGCUGGCGCCGUCGCUGCCCCUGCAGGAGGACUUUGUCUAUCACUGGAAGGCCAUCACGCACUAUUACAUCGAGACUUCAGACGACAAAGCUCCCGUCACAGACACCAACAUCCCCUCCCACCUGGAACAGAUGCUGGACAUCCUGACUCAGGAGGAAGCAGAACGGGAGUCGGGGGAGACGGGCCCCUGCAUGGAGUACCUCCUGCACCACAAGAUCCUGGAGACGCUCUACACUUUGGGCAAGGCAGAUUGUCCUCCAGGAAUGAAGCAACAAGUUCUGACCUUCUACACCAAACUGCUGGCCCAUAUCCGUCAGCCGCUGCUGCCUCACAUCAACGUCCACAGACCUGUGCAGAAACUGAUCCGACUGUGUGGGGAGGUUCUGGCAGCGCCCACAGAGAACGAGGAGAUCCAGUUCCUUUGUAUCGUCUGUGCCAAACUGAAGCAGGACCCGUACCUCGUCAACUUCUUCCUAGAGAACAAGUCAAAGAGGCUGGAGAACCAAAGCUUGGCGGGGACGGACGGCGGGAAGGAGAGCGCCUUGGCUCCAGACACGGGCCAGUCUCCUGCAGACGAGCAUGCAGAGGAGGCGCAGGCGGCAGCCGCUGGUCCAGCCAGCAGCACUAACAACUACAACCUGGUCACAUCGCUGCUCAACCUCACCAAAAGUCCCGAUGGCAGGAUCGUGGUGAAGGCCUGCGAGGGUUUGAUGCUGCUGGUUAGUUUACCAGAACCGGCUGCUGCCAAGUGUUUGACGGAAAACACGGAACUCUGCCAUCUCCUGACCGACAGGCUGGUCUCCUUUUACAAAGCUCUGCCGCAGUCCAUGGACCCCCUGGACAUUGAGACAGUGGAGUCGGUGAACUGGGGUCUGGAUGUUUAUAACCUGAAGGAAGACGCCGCCAUCUUCACGGGAAAAAGAGCUCUCAUCUCAUUUCUGUCGUGGUUGGAUUACUGCGAUCAGCUGAUCAAGGAGGCUCAGAAGUCAGCAGCCGUGGUGAUGGCGAAAGCUGUGAAGGAGCGGUUCUUCAUGGCCGUGAUGGAGCCGCGGCUCAUGCAGACGUCCGAGGUGGGCAUCCUGACCUCCACCGCCCUGCUGAACAGGAUCAUACGGCAGGUGACGUCAGACGCCCUGCUGCAGGAGAUGGUGUACUUCCUGCUGGGAGAGGCCACGGAACCCGAAACGCCGGCCAAGACGGCGCAGAAUCAGCUCCGCCACCGCCUCAUCGAGCACUGCGACCACCUGUCAGACGAGAUCAGCAUCAUGACGCUCCGCCUGUUCGAACACCUGAUCCAGAAGCCCAACCAGCACAUCCUUCACAGUCUGGUGCUGCGCAGCCUGGAGGAGAGGAACUACCUGGAGAACAAACCCCAGGAGGAGCGCGAGCCUGUGGAGAACGGCCAGCCUCAUGACGCUGUAGACCUGGAGGAGGAUCCGCUCUUCGCCGAUGACCUCUCACCAGACAGCCGGCUGGCCUCCGAGUGGAUCAGCUCCUCCCCGCCUCAGAGUCCGGAGCACUCGAAGGCCGACGGGAAGACCGAGGUCCACAAGAUCGUCAACAGCUUCCUGUGUUUGGUUCCCGAUGAGGCCAAAUCUUCGUAUCACGUGGAAGGAACCGGAUACGACACGUACCUCAGAGACGCACACCGACAGUUCAGGGACUACUGUGGGAUCUGCCAGCGGUGGGACUGGAGAGGACACCCCAAACCCUUAGAGAAAUGUAACCUGGACUCCCCAUUUUUCGAGGGUCACUUCCUGAAGGUUCUCUUUGACAGAAUGGGCCGAAUUCUGGAUCAGCCCUACGAUGUGAACUUACAGGUGACGGCGGUGCUCUCCAAGCUGUCUUUGUUACCACACCCACACCUGCACGAAUACCUGCUGGACCCCUACAUCAACCUGGCCCCCGGCUGCAGGUCCCUGUUCUCGGUUAUCGUCAGGGUGGUUGGAGACCUCAUGUUGAGGAUUCAGCGCAUCCCUGACUUCACCCCCAAACUGCUGCUGGUGAGGAAGAGGCUCCUGGGCUUGGAGCCGGAGGGCAUCACGGUCGACCACGGGACUCUCCUGGAGGGGGUGAUUGUCCUGGAGGAGUUCUGCAAGGAGCUGGCCGCCAUCGCUUUUGUCAAGUUCCACGCCGCUGCCUCGUCUUCGCCCUGACCUCCUCGCCGUCGGGACUAACCGGGACAUUGUGGUUCUGUGGGACGGGAGGCACAGGGUUUUUUAAGUAUUACCGCUUCACCGGGGGCGGGCUGGAGGACUGUUGAAGACCCCAUGAUCCACCGUGAAGACCCGGUCUGGUUUUUGUGAAAACUGUCCGGCCAGAGGCGCCCCCCCCCUGUAUUUAUUUUCUGUCUGUAAACGUGUGGAAACGCAUCUUCAGUUACAGCGAAUCUGUGCGUUUCUAUCAGAAAACGCCAUCCGAGCCUGCACUUACCCAGAAUGCAGUUCAGUAUUUAUGAUACUGCAGCUCAUUUUAAAUGCCAAGCCCUCGUAUUGAACUCUUUGCUUCCAUGUUGCCUUUUUUUUUUGCUGUUUUACAGCGUCGUUUGUUUUUUUCCAUCUUGAAAUGCGUUCAAACGAUCCGCUUAGCGUCACGCGGUCCUAUCUGGACCUCGCUGUCACUCGUGCUCAUGGAGGGAAAAGCUCUGGUGUUGUGCUGCGUUCCUCUGAACAUCCAUGUUCUCAGUCACUUAUUUAUUUGUAAAGCUGCUUGUGUUCAUCUUCAGAUGUUUUGUGUCGACGCACGGCUGAUGUCGCUCUCGCGUGUCCUAAAGACCUCUAGACCCUUCAGAGGUAUUUCAUCCAGGAGCAUCUCCAGACCUGAACCGCCGCAGUUUUCCCUUUUCAUUGUGGUUUAAAGAACCGCCCCGCUGGUUCUGUGUUAACUGGGACAUUUAAGAUCCAGCUUUGAUUGGAAAGUUUGUGUUGUUUUUGGAGUCUUCAUGGUUGCUUCUCAGGCUCCGCCCACACAUCCACCCUGUCGCUCCUCCUUAUGCGACAGUCCAAUGACUCAUCGUCACGUUUGUCUUCAUAAACCAAAAAGAGAAAUUUGGAUUCUGAUGGAAAACAUUCCUAUGUGGAUGGUGAUGUUUUUAAACUGUCAAUCAUGCACAUUUUCUAUCAACUGUGUGUAUAAAUACAUACGUAUACUGUGUACUCUCUAUAGAGAAAUCCUACCGGGUGUAAGUGCAUCAGUAAGGAUUGUUUUACGGUCACAGAGGCGUGGGUGGACCUCUGGGUUCUCCUACUUCGGUUCCACGUGCUUUCCUCACCUUCCUCCCGUUAAGCUGGUCCGUCCGGCGCGUGGCGGUCAGUUUGAGCGUGGUUGCAUCAUUGCUGCAGAGCGCACGCUGGCUUCAGGUUCUCCCUGCAGCCCAAGCGGAACUUUCAGGACCUUUUGGAAGUUCUCCGUCUGAAUAAGACCCCUUCAGAGGGAAAACGCCGUUCUUCACAGACUGUCGAGUCAUCUUCUUUUAUUACAAAAUGUUUGUACAGUAAAACAAAAA
Oryzias latipes (Japanese medaka) is the source of this 3780-nucleotide messenger RNA. It is a transcript of the gene fhip2a, whose product is annotated as FHF complex subunit HOOK interacting protein 2. Lineage: Eukaryota; Metazoa; Chordata; Actinopteri; Beloniformes; Adrianichthyidae. The record is from RefSeq and is a predicted model, not a curated record.